AUGCAUAAUCUGGGGCAGGCAGAUUCUGUACAUUCAGUACAUUCUGGGGUGCAGAAGUGGAGGAAGCCGACACCUGCCCGAUCGAGCGGCCUCUUGCGCCCCCUGGUGGCGAGUGGGCUCCCUGCAGCGGCUAGACGAAGCCGCUUCCACUUUCGCUUUCGGCCGUCGCGAGUUUUCCCGGUCGAGACGGAUAAGAGCGCGCUGGGGCCGAAGGUCGGAGGAAAGAGGCAGGAGCUGGGGAGCGGGGAAGCCGCCGCCGAGGAUCCGGGAGAAAGGCAGACCUUGGGAGCAGAGAGGCCAGGGACAGCCGUGCUGCGAACCGCAGGAGCAGUCAGAACCCAACGUGACUUCCAUUACUCUCACCUUCUCUAUUUGAUUCUCUCAACAACAACCCUGCAAGAACACCCGGAUCUAUGGCUAUGGAAGAAUUUCAGUUCGCUAUUCAUCAGGGAAACCUCUGUGAAGAUGCUUCGGCUCACCGGGUGGUGCAGAAGCGAAGGCAGCUGGCUGCAAGUACUUUUAGCCGACUACUGUCACCUCAAGAUUGCUGUGGUGGGUGAGCCAGGCUCGGGAAAGUCCUCCUUUGUCAACAGCAUGAUAGGCAAACGUGCAGGUGAGCCAGGUGCUGCUGAGACCGGCAUCCAAACCACAACGGUGAAGGCCAAGGAUUACCAUCAUCCAACCAGCCUGCACAGGUCAUCCCUCUGGGACCUCCUCUGGGAGGAGGGAAGACUCAGCUUUCACUCUCCCCGCAUUGAGCAGGUGGAUCCUGAAACGCGGCUUUUGACUCUUCUUCAAUCAUUGUUGGGCUGCACCAGCGGCUUUUCCGGACCGGGUCCACUCCGACCUGGCCCACGAGAUCCAAGCGACAUAAGGGUGAGGACUUCCUAUUUUAGUGCGGACCAAAAUAGACAGUCUCACUCCUGGAAGAUCGCCCCCCAGAGACGGCUUAGCCGGCUCAUUAAAGGCUUCUGCGAUGAGAAGAAGGUCCUCCAACGCAUCAAAGAUGACUGUGUGACGAGCUUGCUGAAUGAAAAUGUGAGAGACCCCCAAGUCUUCCUGGUGUCCAACUGGGACCCCCAGAGCUAUGAUUUCCCCCUCCUGUGGGAAAAGCUGCAGAGCGACCUCUUGUGGCUGAAGAGGGAGGCUUUCAUUUUCAGCCUACCUUCCCUGGCCGCACCUGUCCUAGGAAGGAAGAUGGAAUCUGUGAAGAAGAAGAUAUCACUCAUUGUCCUCUACUCGUCACUUUUGGCUUUGCUCCCUGUGCCAGGGUUCUCGUUUGUGGCCGCCAUGUUCUUUUUUGUGAGGUUCCGCUCUCUAUGCUACCGAGAGUUUGGCCUGGAUGACCCGUCACUCAAAGCUUUGGCGGGGAAUAUUGGGAAGCCGGUAGCAUCCCUUCAUGCUGUGAUGAAGUCUAGAUCUCUAAUGCCGUUGAUUCUCUGGAGGGUUCCUGACCUUGUGGGAGCUGUUCUAAUGCUGGUCGAAUAUUGUAGGUGGGAUCGUUAUCCCUAUGCUGGUUCUUUGGUGUCAGGAGGCGUUUCGGUUUUUACCAGCUACUACAUGCUGCAGAGAUGCAUAGUUGCUGUUGCUAAAGAUGCCCAAAACGUCCUCUCCAAAGUUCUGGAGAAAACAUCAGUCUAGAAGACAUGGGUCUAGCAGCAGACGCAAUCAUGGCAUAGUCUGUGAUACUGCAGUUAGUUCCAGGAAGCAGAAGUCUGAGUUAGCAAAAACUUAGAUUUCUAAACUACAUGACAGACAACAGUCAGGGUUGUAGGCCUUAAAAAUUACUUAGUACCCAGGCGAUCUAAAAUAGGUUCCCAGAAAAAAGUGAUUUCUGUGACUCGUACAAAUUAUGGAAGCAGAGUACACUUGUACAGUUUCUCUUAUUUUGUAUAAAUGUGUUGAGAGUUUGCACACCAUGAUGCAAGUCAGUGAAACCCCACCUGUGCUUUCACAGAGACCCUUGUGCCUUCCGGCCAUCAGCCGACUCUCUAAUGUUGCCUUUGAUUCCUGUUUAAUGAGUGCCUCUUUUAAAAAGUCUGGUAAGGAUCUAGAAUUUGAGAUGGUAUUUUCAUAGUGGGGCGAGCAGUAUCAAACAGCUCUCCUUCGCUGACAGCUACCGCAAGUAUGGGCAAAUAAUGGCAUCCUCUAUGUCCCCAUUUGCCCCUCCCAAAGCUUCUAUGCCUCCCGGUGUGUGAAUAGCCCCCCCACCACCAUGUAUAAAAAAUGACUGAUUUGAAAGAAAAAAGCAACAGGCAUUGUUGAUAAAACAUCCCUACUGCAUUUUUAGUAACGUGAGAAAAUAUACGUUAAAAAUCACCAAUGUAUUUUCAUUCCAUAAUGUUACUUACCAUAUAUUGCAGCAUAUUGUUCUCUUUUUUCAGAUUGUAAUAUUUCUCAUUGUUUUUUUAGGAGCUGAUGCAAAUAAAAUACUUCUCAAAAUAAAAUUUGGAUCAC
Sphaerodactylus townsendi is the source of this 2457-nucleotide messenger RNA. Its product is annotated as interferon-inducible GTPase 5-like. The coding region runs from base 1 to 1641 and encodes 546 amino acids. The transcript is spliced from 4 exons. Gene Ontology annotation, cellular component: membrane. The record is from RefSeq and is a predicted model, not a curated record. NCBI's taxonomy places the organism in Eukaryota, Metazoa, Chordata, Lepidosauria, Squamata, Sphaerodactylidae. Gene Ontology annotation, molecular function: GTPase activity; GTP binding.